AUGAAUUUUUGGAGGAAGAAGACGACGAAGAAGAACUCAGAAGCAAAUCAACGGCUAAGAUUGUUCCAAGAGAAUGGGAAGGUCUUCUUAGAAGAUCUCGUCGAGCUUUGCAAUGGCCAAUCCAAUCCAAUCAAAGCUUACUCUGCUAACCAAAUCCUCGAAGCCACCGACAAUUUCAGCGAGAGAAAUCACCUGGUCCGAUUCGAGUUUAUGUACAGAGGUAUGCUCGAAAACCGUCCUGUCCUAAUCAAAAGACCCGUAUGGAAAUUAUACACAUCAGAUACACUAGAAAAGAUCUGUCGCGACAUAGCGGUCUCAUCGAUGGUCAGUGGUCACAAGAAUUUCCUCAAACUGUUAGGAUGCUGUCUCGAAUUCGAGUAUCCUGUCUUAGUCUGCGAAUAUGCAGAACGUAUACCUUACAAAACUCCAAAUCUUGGAAUGUUCUCGUGGGGAUUGGGAACGCGGAUUAAGAUAGCGAAAGAGAUCGCGAUCGCGGUUUCUUACCUUCACACGGCGUUUUCAAGAACUAUGAUCCAUAUGGAUAUACAACCUUCCAACAUAUUCUUGGAUUCGAAUGGAACAGCAAAGCUUAGUGGGUUUUGUCUCUGUGUCUCGAUUCCAGAAGGAGAGACAUUUGUUAAGGUCGAUGCUGAGAGAGUAGAAGGAGUUUUGGAUUACCUCGAGUAUAAGUAUGUGACGAGUGGUGUAGUCACUGAGGAUACAGAUGUUUUUAGCUUUGGAGUCUUGCUGCAAAAUCUUUUGACGAGAAACUGUGAAGUGGUUGAUUGUUGCAGUGAUAAUGAUGAUGAGAGUCUGUUUGAGUACGAACAGAAUGUGAUGAAGCUGAGGAUUUCAGAUAGGGUUUCCAAGUUUGUGGAAGAAGGAAGAGUGUUUGAGAUCUUGGAUCCUAAAAUGUUGGAGAGUUUGGUUGAUGAAGAGCACGAGAGACAGCGAAUGGAAGCAGUCCUUAUGCUCUCACUCAGAUGCACUGGUCAUAGAGGUCAUGUUCCAAAGAUGAUUGAAGUUGCCAAGGAACUUAGACGGAUUGAGAAAUGGACGCAAAGAUGA
Microthlaspi erraticum is the source of this 1068-nucleotide messenger RNA. Lineage: Eukaryota; Viridiplantae; Streptophyta; Magnoliopsida; Brassicales; Brassicaceae. The record is from the annotation of a GenBank genome assembly.